CAGUUACCUAAGAAAAUCCUCUCUCUCCAGAUGAUGCAAGUGACACUCUCCAAAGAGAAGAUGAAGACAUGGAUGGGGAGGGCAGCUCCGCCCUGGCCGACAACGUGAAAAUCGAAAUAAUCGAUGACGAGGAUGAGGAGGAAGAUAACGACGAUGAAGUGAUUGGUCCAGACGUGGACCUGGUGCACAGCCAGCUGGAAUUCAAGCAAGAAGAAGUCCGGUAUCUCGAAAGCGAGCUAGAGAACCAAAAACAGAAGUAUUACAAGCUACAGAUGUUCACGAAGAACCUGCUGAGCGCCGUGAAGAACAUGGACCAGGAGAAACAGCAGGUGGGAACCUUUUCCCGGGCCCUUGACCAGUGUGGGGUCACGGUGACUAGGCAGGGGGACACCCUGGGCAGGAUGCCUGUCUGUUUCAGGGCACAAAUGCAUUAUGGGUAAUUUGGAAAAUACCUGCCAAAGAAAUGAUGUCAUACGAAUGGAUUAUGUAACUGUUUUGCCUAUAUUUAAGUGGCCUAUGAUUACAAUAGCAGACAUCCCACCUGUCUCGAAAUUUCCGGGAGUCUUCCGGAAAUUGACGGCAGCUCCCUGACACCCGCGAAUGAUGUGCAGCGCGCCGGAAAUCUGUCAU
This is a messenger RNA of Paramormyrops kingsleyae, 630 nucleotides long. The record is from RefSeq and is a predicted model, not a curated record. Lineage: Eukaryota; Metazoa; Chordata; Actinopteri; Osteoglossiformes; Mormyridae.